GGCGAGCUGCCGAUCGCUGCUGUUCCUUAUUCGGGCGGGAUGGAUAGCUGAGGGAGAGGGCAGCAGAAUCCCUAACACAGCACGAGCUAGAGCAAGGGCACGCGACUGGGAGCCAACUAGGGGAGGGGGACCAGUACCUCGCCAGCCAUUCAGAAGCAGAGGACUCUGGUCUCCUCAGCAACGGGCCUUGGAUGGCCAAGACUGCACCUCCCCUUUUCGCGCCCUGCUGGUCGUUAAUAUCUUCCUCACUCUUCACCCGCUUCAACCUGGCACAGGAACGGAGCCUUCCCUUCCCUUCUAGAAUUUGGGCUGAAGGAGGCGAAGAUUCUGUCUUUUUCCUUCUCUCCCCCUCCCCAUCCUUUUUCUUCCACACUCCACCCAGAAAUGAUCUAGUGAAAACUGGAGGUGAUUUCCUCCCGCUCUCUGCUACAGCUACUCCUUCUGUCUGUGGUCUGGGAAGGCUGCAAGAACAUCCUCAUUGCUCAGUUUGUUUGAGAAUCUAGGAGGGAAGAUUAUUUUUGCCGAGAGGGUCGUUUUUAAUGUGAAGGAGGGAAUAACCUAUAUAUCGUGGGGGAGGAGGGUUCUUGAUGGUUCCCAAUCAUGGGGAAGGAUCAGGAACUGCUGGAAGCUGCUCGCACUGGGAAUGUGGCUUUGGUGGAGAAACUCCUGGCUGGCAGGAAAGGAGGGCUUCUGGGCAGUGGAUCUGGACCUAUUCCGUUAUCCAACUUGCUGAGCAUCUGGCGAGGACCAAAUAUAAACUGCACAGAUAGUUCGGGGUAUUCUGCUUUACACCAUGCAGCUUUGAAUGGACACAAGGAUGUAGUUAUCAAAUUACUUCUAUAUGAAGCAUCCACUAAUGUGGCAGACAAUAAAGGGUAUUUUCCCAUACACUUGGCUGCUUGGAAAGGAGAUGUAGAGAUUGUGAAGAUUCUUAUCCAUCAUGGGCCAUCACAUUCCAGAGUGAAUGAACAGAACAAUGAAAAUGAAACAGCUUUGCACUGUGCAGCACAGUAUGGACACUCAGAAGUGGUAGCUGUUCUUUUGGAUGAACUAGCAGAUCCUACUAUAAGAAACAACAGAUUAGAGACUCCAUUGGAUUUGGCAGCCUUAUACGGGCGUCUGCGAGUGGUGAAGAUGAUAAUCAAUGCAUAUCCAAACUUGAUGAGCUGUAACACGAGGAAACAUACCCCUUUGCACCUUGCUGCACGUAAUGGCCACAAAGCUGUUGUACAAGUGCUUCUAGAUGCUGGAAUGGAUGUCAGCUGCCAAACAGAAAAAGGAAGUGCACUGCAUGAAGCUGCUUUGUUCGGAAAGGUGGAUGUGGUACGCAUUCUGCUAGAAAGAGGAAUUGAUGCUAACAUUAAGGACAGUUUGAACAGAACUGUUUUAGAUACACUUAAAGAACAUCCUUCUCAGCAGUCACUUCAAAUUGUUGCACUACUUCAAGAGUACAUGGAAACAGGAAAUGCAAGAGUUCCAGAAGAACCCUUACAGGAAUGCUCAGAGCCUGCUUAUGAGUCCUGUGCUUUGUCUCCAGAAGUUUCCCCAUCACAGAAGACAAAAAGUGAAGCAGUGACUGGAGAGUUAUCAAAGCUAUUAGAUGAAAUCAAACUGUGCCAAGAAAAAGAUUAUUCAUUGGAAGAGCUGUGCAAUACAGUAUCAGAACAUUACUUGGACAAUGUUAGCAAAGUAUCAGAAGAAGAACCAGGGAUGAAUGGAAGUCAAGUCAAACAUAACAUAAGACCAUCUUCAACCAAUGUAUCACCAGCAGAGGAAGAAGAAGAAGAAGAAGGAGGUGAAAGUUGUGGACCUACAGGAUUGUGGGAAGCUCUGACACCCUGUAAUGGAUGUAGAAAUCUUGGGUUUUCUAGUCUUACUCAGGAGUCAUUUCCAAAGAAGAGGAGUUAUACACUGGAAGCAGUGCCAUCUGCUUCUUCUGAAACAUUUCCUGCAGAAAAUGAGAAUGAUCUCUGUGAUUUUCUAGAUGCAGCAGUUACAAAGAAACCUUGUUCUUUAGAAAUAUCAAGAGGACCUUCAACAAGAACAGAUAAUGCACCUCAAGUAGCAAUUAUUGCACCAGGUACUGGUAACCAUAGAAACAAUUCAACAGGCCCAACACCUGACUGCUCUCCUCCCUCACCAGAUACUGCGCUGAAAAAUAUAGUGAAAGUUAUACGACCUCAGCCCAAGCAACGUACAUCAAUAGUGUCAUCAUUUGAAUUUCACCGUUCAAAUAACAGCCAUGAUUAUUUUGAAAUCAACUCCUCCAUUGGAUAUGCAAGCUUUACUUCCAGUCCUCCAAUCAGUCCAGCUAACUAUUCCAUUGGAUCAGUAGAGGGCAGCAUUGAAGAUAAUGACAUCCCAGAAACCCAGCAAACAUCCAUUGAAAGUGACCUUCUUGAAGCAAAUCCUUCUGAGCAAUUUGCUGGCCUACUUCAUGGAUCAUCACCCGUUUGUGACCCACCUGAAAAUCCACUUCAGUUAUACAGGAAAACCAACUCUGUUAAUGAAUUGCGCAACAAAAAUAGUUUGAACAGGAGUAUUUUUAAUCCAGUGCAACUACAGCAAGACAACAGCACAGAUCCCCCAGUGAAAAAGGAAAAGCCACCAGUUUUAAGCAGAACUAUAUUUCCUUCUAAAAGUAGUAUAAUUGAAGCAAAUACACUUGCCAGUAUCACAAGAACUGGGGAUCAGUGGGUUGUUAAUGCUGCAGGGUUUGUGGAACGUGCUUGCACACUCGGGAGGAUACGAUCUUUGCCAAAGACACUGCUUGAUAUGCAUUUAUCCAAAUAUGUUUCAAAAUCAGACUCGAACCUCAUUUCCCAUCCACCUAAUGAGCAAAAAGCAAGAAGAAAGUGGAAUGAAUCUACAGCAGACCCAAAAAGCUCUAGAGAAAAUUCUGAAAGAACACCUUCGUUUACUUCAGAAUGGGAAGAAAUUGAUAAAAUAAUGAGUUCCAUAGAUGCUGGCAUUAGCACUGGGCUAGGCGAGAUUAGUGACGGCAUUGCAACACCUAGAUGCCCUGUCCAGACUGUGGGACAAUGGUUGGAAAAUAUUGGGCUAUCUCAGUAUGAGAACCACUUGCUGGCUAAUGGAUUUGACAAUGUACAGUUUAUGGGAAGCAAUGUUAUGGAGGAUCAGGAUCUGUUGGAAAUCGGAAUACUUAAUUCUGGACACAGGCAAAGAAUUCUACAGGCAAUUCAGCUCCUUCCAAAGAUGAAACAAAUAGGCAAUGAUGGCUACCACCCCACCUCUGUAGCAGAGUGGCUAGAUUCCCUGGAACUGGGUGACUACAUCAAACCCUUUCUGAUAAAUGGUUAUACGUCGAUGGACCUUGUGAAAAAAAUCUGGGAUGUUGAAUUAAUUAAUGUUUUAAAAAUCAGUUUGCUUGGCCACAGAAAACGCAUUUUGGCCUCACUGGGCGACAGGCUUCACGAAGAUCCACCUCAGAAACCACCACGGGCUAUAACCCUCAGGGAACCAAGCACUGACCAUACUCCUCCUCAGUUGUCACCCUCACUCAGCCAAAGCACUUACACUACUGGUGGCUCACUGGACGUCCCACAUAUUAUCAUGCAGGGGGAUGCAAGGAGAAGAAGAAAUGACAGCUAUUUUGAUGAUAUUCCUCGGUCAAAACUUGAGAGACAGAUGGCACAGCAGUCAUCUGUCUGUGAGAUAUGGACCAACCAGAAUGCAGGAUAUCCUUACACAGCAGUCCAUCAGGUUCAUAAUACGGGAGACUGGGGUGAACCUUCAAUUACCUUACGGCCACCUAAUGAAGCAACAGCAUCAACACCAGUACAGUACUGGCAGCACCAUCCAGAAAAACUCAUCUUCCAGUCAUGUGAUUACAAAGCAUUUUAUUUAGGUUCUAUGCUGGUAAAAGAACUAAGAGGUACAGAAUCAACCCAAGAUGCUUGUGCAAAAAUGAGGAAGUCUACAGAACAAAUGAAGAAAGUCCCUACUAUUGUUUUAUCAGUUUCUUACAAAGGAGUAAAAUUUAUUGAUGCAACAAAUAAGAAUAUUAUUGCUGAACAUGAAAUUCGUAACAUUUCCUGUGCUGCACAAGACCCGGAAGACCUCUCUACAUUUGCUUACAUCACAAAAGACUUGAAGACAAAUCACCAUUACUGCCAUGUGUUCACUGCCUUCGAUGUGAAUUUAGCUUAUGAAAUAAUUCUCACAUUGGGACAGGCAUUUGAAGUAGCCUAUCAACUAGCACUUCAAGCUCGAAAAGGAGGCCAUUCUUCAACUCUUCCUGAAAGCUUUGAUAAUAAACCUACCAAACCAAUUCCUAAACCACGUGUUAGCAUUCGAAAAUCUGUGCAGAUAGACCCCACUGAACAAAAGACUCUUGCCAACCUACCUUGGAUUGUAGAACCAGGACAAGAAGCUAAAAGAGGAAUAAAUACCAAGUAUGAAACCACAAUUUUCUGAUAGCGAACUGUCUCCUCUGUUUCUUGUUGUGCCUUGCACUCAAAGCAGUCAUAGCACAGCCUUUCCUUGAUGGCAAUUCUUCAAUCCAGUAGAGGGGAAGACUGCACUAUAUGAGUGGCCUUGAAACUAGCAAAAACAAAACAAAAAAAGGCUGCUGGUCAUUUCUGGUGAUUGUUCUUCCUGCAGCACUGACAGAAGAAUGACAUGGGAUGGAGACUUCUCAAUUAUAGCCCACAAGAGGAGUGGGAGAUUGUUUUUCACGCACGCACUUCUCUUAUGACUUUGCCACAGUGCUUUCUUUGAUUUCAUAUUUUAACAUUCUACUUUUACAAAGGUCUCUCUAACAUUAAUGCUGCUCAGUUGUGGUUUUUUUUUUUUAAUUUCAGAUAUGGCAGUUUUUAUUUGAAAAGGACCCAGAUCGUUUAAUACAAUAUUUGAGAAAUGGUUAUGAAAUCAUGGAACUCUUCCAUAAAUUAAUUCUAGUAUAUUUAAAACAAUUAACAAUGAUAAAAAAUUAGUUUCACUGUUUUCUGUAUUUGCUGGUUUUAUGUAAUCCUUCAUGCCAUUUAAUCAUCUAAAGAAAUAAGGUUCUAUAUAGCAGUGUAACAAAGAAUCAGAGUUUUAUGAAUGGCUUGAAAAAAAGAGGAAUUAAUAAUAAUGCAUGGAAAAUGCACCUUGUAUUAAAUAUUUUUGUGGGAGAGAGGAAAACUAUAAGAGCUAGUAUGAAUAUUUAUGAUAAAGGAAGUCAUGAAUUAUGAAAAGAGUUUGGAUUUAUUUUAAAGUUAAAUAAGCCAUUGUUAUUGUACUAUUUGCAACAGCAGUAACAGUGAGGGACUCGGUGAGCUGGAUGCUUCACAUGAUAGGAGCAAAACAAACCUGCCCAGCAAUUGCACUACAGGUAUGUGCAGAUGUACACAGUUUCUCAAGCUAUAGCCAUGAGUUUAUCAAUUUUUAAAAAUCUGAGAGGUGGUUUUAAUCAUACUAGGAAUUUUAUCAAACUUUCUGCUUCAGAAAGCUGGUUUUAAUGUAAAAGUUCAACACACAAGUUUUUUUUCCUAAAUAAACACAAAUUCCAAAGUAAUAAAUAGUUUCCACAAAACACUGUUGAGCAUUGGCUUGACAUUAGACACAAUGAGAUUUGCUUACAAUUUUCUUUGAAGUAUUUUAAUUUUUAAUGUCUUUGUGGAGUAUUUGUAUAAUAACAUUAUGUAUAUUUCAAUGGAACUGAAUGGACAAACAGCGAAAAUAUCAAUCAUAGGCGGAAAAUGACAUUUUAAUGUAUAUUCUAUCCAGUCCAAUUGUGAAUCAUUUUGAACAUUAUAGAGAUAUUGAUGAAUUGUGUGGUUAAUGUUUUUUAUUAUUCUUUCAUAUUUAACUGAAAUAUUUCAGUUACACUCAACAACUGAAUUUUUAAAAAAAUUGAUAACAGAACUUGAUUUAAAAUUGUAUAUGGUUUAGUUGAACCUAAUCAUAGCUCUAAAAGACAAAAACCUUUAAUACAGUAUUCAGUUUACUUGAACCAAUCAGCUCCUUGUACAUAUUUUGCCUAUUCAUUGUUGAUAUGUAUGUAGUAGGCUGACAGUAAACACUGAAAAAUAUAGUACCAAAAGGAAUAUUGUAUAGGAAAAAAAGUAAAUAGUAGCCUCACUGCAACAAAUAAUUCUAUGUAAAUAUGCUUGGGCUUCCAGUUAUAAAUUUUGUAAUUUUGUCAUUAUUUAUAUCCUAUAAAAGCACACAAAAUAAACUGAAGUUGUACAGUCA
Molecule: messenger RNA, 6198 nt
Organism: Heteronotia binoei (common prickly gecko)
Lineage: Eukaryota; Metazoa; Chordata; Lepidosauria; Squamata; Gekkonidae
Gene: ANKS1B
Product: ankyrin repeat and sterile alpha motif domain containing 1B
Exons: 26
Coding region: 601-4437 (1278 amino acids)
Cellular component (GO): cytosol
Molecular function (GO): protein binding
Source: RefSeq, a predicted model, not a curated record